Molecule: messenger RNA, 2167 nt
Organism: Actinia tenebrosa (Australian red waratah sea anemone)
Lineage: Eukaryota; Metazoa; Cnidaria; Anthozoa; Actiniaria; Actiniidae
Product: dynamin-related protein Dyn2
Cellular component (GO): membrane; microtubule; cytoplasm
Molecular function (GO): GTPase activity; GTP binding; microtubule binding
Source: RefSeq, a predicted model, not a curated record
GACCUGGCCUCAGUCCCCUUACUUUGGUAGACCUUCCCGGCGUGCAUUUCGCCAAUGACAACGACAGGAUGAACAAAGUAACUCAAGAUUUAGUGCUUGAUUACAUCAAGAAGAACAAAAAGAGCAUUAUCGUCAUUGUAUCCCAGGUCGGAGAUCCCACUGGUGACGGAGCCAUCAACUUGGUCAUGAAACACGCAGAAGACUACAAAGCUCGCACUAUUUGCGUUCUGACCAAACCAGACAAACACAACGAAUCUGAUGACAUAGGACGCAAAGUGGCAUUGAAUCAAUCGCACUUUACACUUGAGGACAACCAUUUUAUCUUGUUAAGAGGAAAGGAUGGCACAGAUCCAAAAGAGUCCCUCUGGAAUGCAGAGGAAACGCGAGUUUACGAGAAAGAAUGGUUUGCCAGGCACAAACAGUACUCAGACCUCCUCCAUAUCUGUGGGAUUGAUCGCCUCAUGGAGACUAUGAUCAAACUGCUCUCAGACAAGAUGAUUGUUGAAAUACCGUUACUCAUAAAGCAAAUGGAAGCCACAAAAACUGAACUCGAAGAAGAAUUGAAAGGCCUCUCUCAAUCAGCCGUACCUGUCACCAGUGAAGGCAAAGGCGAACUGAUGGCGAAAAUCCAAUACAACCUAAUUGACACGCUGAAUACACUGCUCUUUAACAACACGACAAACUUUGCCGGAGGAGAGAAGGUGCGAAAUCGUAUCUUGGAGUUCAAUAGCGAAAUUCUCCAAGUAAAUCCCCUGGCUGAUCGGACUGACGAGGAGAUUGUUAAACUUCUUCGAAAGCUCGAGGGUGCAGCAGCUCCUCUUGGUGACAGCAGUGAAAAUAAUCAGCUGCUUGAGAGGCUGCUGUACGAAGACUUUCACAAGGAGGGUUCACCUCGAUCAUUAGCUUUUGGUAAGCACGUGUUACCCAGCCCAAUCGACAAGCUCACUUCAGUCUGUCAAAAGCUUGUAGAAGAUGUGGAAAAAGAGCUCAAAACUAUUGUUUUAUCUGCUGUGAGGAAAACCCUUGAAAAAUUCCCUGAUCUGGAAAAAUAUGUUGAGGUUUCUCUUGUCAACAAAAUCUUCGACAAGAAACAAGCCGAGACCAUGAUUUUCAUCAAGCAGUUCAUUCAGAUGCAAAAGAAAAGUGUUGAUGUUCUAAGUGUCAGUAUUCCUCUGCCACAAGACGUCCAAAAUACCAUAGCUACCUUACUAUCCAAUCAACAUAAAGGAUCGUUUGGAGGAAAUUAUCCUUCAACUGAGCCCGGGUUCCUCAAGCAGAUCAAGCAUUUGUCUGGAAGACUUCAUCCAGAUGAGCUCGUUCAGUUUAUCGAAUCUUGUCGUAUCAGCGGCGCAAGUUACAAGGACAAACAGCAGAUUACCAACACCAAGAAGAACGUAGUCAAAUGUUUCAACACCAUAAAACUCAACGUCAUUGACACAGUUCCUCGCUGCAUCCAGCACUUCUUMAUUGCCCAACUCGUCGAGAGCCUGAGGGACGCUCUCAAAUCAGGUGAAAUGAUGGAGUUUCUAAAAGAGAAGGAAACAGUGCGAAGAAAACGUGAACAGUGCCAGAAAACCCUGGAUGGAAUCAACCAUGCUCUGCCACAAACCGAGCAAAUUCCUUCAAUGCUUCUAAGGAUCAAACAGGGGCGCCGAGCAGUGAAACAAUAACUUCUUUAUACGGCAUUACUAGGUAAGGGUCUGGUUAGGGUCUGGCUCGGCGAGGCCACCGAGGCACGGGGUAACAAGUAGCUCAAAUAAUUUUUUCGUGUUAAAUGUAAGUUCAGGCGUCUGUAGUUUAUUUUCACUUCCUACGUAUGAGGGAAAAAAUCCUUGAGAACGUGAUUUCGAAAUAGUCGCUGCAGGUGAUUUGAAUGUGAUUCUUGAAUUGUGUUAUAAGGUCGUUUUAAUUGAUCAAUCAUKUUAUCAACAAUUUUAGACGGAGCUAAGACCCCUUAUAUUUAGCUCUGUAGUAAAUAUGACAUCAGUAAUAUAUAUAUAUUUCUAGGAUAACGACACUUUCUACGCAUGGGAAAGGUUUAUUAACGAUGUUUUUAUUUGUAUUUACGUUGCUAUUCUUGAAUAAGCCUGAAGCGAGAUGACGUUUUACCCCCGUCUCUAGACCAUAAUCCUUUUCACACUGCUUUUGUUCUUUAAUUAUGACUAUU